AUGGUUGGCCGCGAGCAUGUUAUGGGCCUCGCCAUUGGGAAUGAGCUAGAGCUGCUGUACAAUCAUGCUGGCACCGAGUGCAUACGAGAGCUGUGGUCGGGCGGCCGGCUAUGGCAAACGUUUCAGUCACGCGUGGCGGAAUUUGAUCAAAUGGGUUUUUCGGGCAUACCUGUGACAUCAGUCUUCACGGCAGGCGUCUUGACACGAAGUCCGGUGGUGCCAUUCUUAGAGAACCCAUCGCAGGGCCUGGUGAACACAUUUCUUCAGCAGGCCGUUCGCAAGUACGGCAAACGAUAUGCCUUCACUUUCAAUGUGUAUCCAUACUUCGAUCCGAACCUCCACUUGGACCCUGGCACGAAGGACAAGUGUGACCUGGACCUUCCACGUGUGACAUGCUGGGACAAGCCGACUUGCCUCGGUCCGAACAUCAUGGCAUCAGCCCGCAAGCAGAUGCACUUUCUUACUCGACGCUGGGACGACCUGUUCUGGAUCGGCGAAAUUGGUUGGUCCUCGCCACAAGCUUCGCUUCUUGGUACAAACAUGGCCGACUGUCCACAAUUUUCAUCGUUGAACACUUUCCAGACAUUCUACAACGGCUUCCUUGAAUGGGACCUGACGCUGCCCCAGGGCGUCCCCGCGCCCGACCAUAUCUUCUACUUCACCUUGCGCGACGCGCUGAACUUUGGGAACCAGGAGCACUUCGGUCUCCUGACUUCGUGCCUCUCGCUCGGCUGCAAGAUCGCCACACCCAGCUUCCGGCCGCAGUCCUGCCCGCUGCCGAAGCCCAAAAAUCCGCUUUCGUGGCAGGUAUGGGGCUUUGCCGCACUCGGUGUAUUGCUUGCCCUGAGUGGAGCCGUCACUUGCCUAUACGUGCGAUGGCCCAAUGUGAAGAGCAUGGUACGCAGAGAGCCAAAGAGUAGCUCCAAGCGGCGUUUGAAGGAGGACACUCGAGCUGCGGAAGACAGCGAUUCUUCCGAGUGA
This is a messenger RNA of Symbiodinium pilosum, 981 nucleotides long. The record is from the annotation of a GenBank genome assembly. NCBI's taxonomy places the organism in Eukaryota, Dinophyceae, Suessiales, Symbiodiniaceae.